UUCAGAUUCAUCAACAAUAUGGAAAACAGAAAUCAAACAGAUGUUUCUGAAUUUUUUCUCCUGGGAUUGACAGAUGAUCCAGAACUACAGUUCCACAUCUUCUUCCUGUUCUUGUCCAUGUACCUGAUCACUAUCUUAGGAAACCUGCUUAUUACCCUGGCUGUCAGCUGUGACUCCCACCUCCACACUCCCAUGUACUUCUUCCUCCUCAACCUGUCCUUAACUGACAUCUGUAUGAGCACAACUACAAUCCCAAAGAUGCUGGUAAACAUCCAAGCACAGAGUCAGAGCAUCACUUAUGCAGGAUGUCUCACCCAGAUGUGCUUUGUCAUGGUUUUUGCCUUUUUGGAAAAUUUUCUCCUAACAGUAAUGGCUUAUGACCGCUACGUGGCCAUUUGUCACCCCUUAAGGUACUCAGUUAUUAUGAACCCCCAACACUGUGGCCUGCUGAUUAUAUUCUCACUGUUCCUUAGCAUUGUGAAUGCCCUGCUCCUUAGUCUGGCCGCAUUGCGCCUGUCCUUCUGCAAGGACCUGGAAAUCCCUCAUUUCUUCUGUGAACUUGCUCAGGUCAUCAAUCUAGCAUGUUCUGAUACCCUCAUCAAUGACAUUUUGUUAUAUUUUGUGGGUAGCCUAUUUGGUGUUGUUCCUCUCUCCGGUAUCAUUUUCUCUUAUACUCAAAUUGUCUUCUCUGUUUUGAGAAUGUCAUCAGCAGGUGCAAAGCUUAAGGCUUUUUCCACCUGUGGGUCUCAUUUGACAGUUGUUUCCUUAUUCUAUGGGACAGGUUUUGGAGUUUACAUAAGUUCUAUAGUUACUGACUCAUCCAGGAAGACUGCAAUGGCUUCAGUUAUGUACAUCGUGGUUUCUCAAAUGGUGAACCCAUUUAUCUACAGCUUGAGAAACAGGGACAUGAAAGCAGCCUUAAGAAAACUCAUCAAUGAGAUACCUUCUUUUCUGUGA
Molecule: messenger RNA, 957 nt
Organism: Hippopotamus amphibius kiboko
Lineage: Eukaryota; Metazoa; Chordata; Mammalia; Artiodactyla; Hippopotamidae
Product: olfactory receptor 7G2-like
Exons: 1
Coding region: 19-957 (312 amino acids)
Biological process (GO): G protein-coupled receptor signaling pathway
Cellular component (GO): membrane
Molecular function (GO): olfactory receptor activity; G protein-coupled receptor activity
Source: RefSeq, a predicted model, not a curated record